Molecule: messenger RNA, 1789 nt
Organism: Glossina fuscipes
Lineage: Eukaryota; Metazoa; Arthropoda; Insecta; Diptera; Glossinidae
Product: glutathione S-transferase theta-1-like
Exons: 5
Coding region: 972-1652 (226 amino acids)
Biological process (GO): glutathione metabolic process
Cellular component (GO): cytoplasm
Molecular function (GO): glutathione transferase activity
Source: RefSeq, a predicted model, not a curated record
GUCUCUCGCACAGCAUUAUAAGCCGGAGAAGACCGAAUGUAGGUCUGGAUGUGGUGUAGCCAAGGAUAUCUCAUCGGCCCGUCCGAUAAAGAAGGUCAUAAAGGUUUCUGCGCGUAUUUCUUGAGCAUAACCGUUUGCGUGUAAUUUUUUCAUUAUUUAGUACAACUAUGCUGUUACACACAAACAUGGCGGUCUACUUGGAUCUCUUUACACAAAAGUGUCUGACUUUGACUUGAUGAUUAAAAGUAUUACUUUCAGUUACAUACAUUUUUUAAUCUUCAUGGAUGUAUGUCGUUAGAGAAUAUUGAUUUGAACGACUAUGCAAUACCUGAAGUUAAAAAUCGUAUACAAUCACUUGUAGUUCCGUUAGCUUAUUUUUAUUCAAAUAAUAAAGAUCUUUAAUCAUGAUUGCAGGUAGGUAAUGCAUUCAUUGGAUCCAGAUUCUACUGCUGAGCAUGAUGGAAGAAAAAAACACUAUUGAUUUGCUUCCAAUGACAUUUUCACCAUUAAUUACUAAUGCUAGUUAAUUAUUUUUGACUCUUAAAAAAAUUCGGCUUCCUAUUGUGGAAUAAACGGAAAAGCAAUAAUGCCAUUCAACCUCCAACAAUCUUUAAAUGGAAAGAAACAUUUUCGUUUGCGUUAACAAAUAAGACUUGACGUCACAUCUUGCAUUGAUAUUAAUGUAGCAUCUAUAAGAUAAUUCCAAAUAAAAGAGAGAGAUUUCUAUAUAGUUAACUGGUUUCGAAUUUUGAAAAAGAGCCAUAGCCAGCACCAUUGCGAUAUAUAUUUUAUCAACUAUUAAUGAAUGAAAAGCAAAAAAGUGGAAGUUCUCUUACCAUUAUGCAGUAGUACAAUAGAGCUUUUGGGUUGUAGUAUGAAUUGCCCACAACACUAUUAUUACUAUUGCGGUCAUUAGGCAGAAGGUGUACAUAACUUUUGCAAGAAAUGUGAAUUUGGUUUGCGAGCCGAAGAUGUUGCUAUCGUUUUAUUAUGACUUAAUGUCGCAGCCCUCAAGAGCUCUGUACAUAAUACUCAAAGUAAGUGGGAUACGAUUUCGGGAUUGUCCAGUUGCUCUAAGGAAUGGUGAACAUUUAACCGAAGAUUAUAAACGUGAUAUUAAUCGUUUUCAGAAAGUACCUUGCAUUAUCGAUGGCGAUUUCAAAUUAGCUGAAAGUGUAGCAAUUUUAAGAUAUCUUAGCGCCAAAGGUAAAAUACCUGAAUAUUUAUAUCCGAAAUAUUUUAUUGAACAAGCACGCGUUGAUGAGUUUCUUGAAUGGCAGCAUAUAACAUUACGGAUUGGUUGCGCUAUGUAUUUCCGUCGCAUUUGGUUGGACCCUUUAUUAGGUGGUGAAAAACCAUCUGAAGAGAAAAUUGCAAAGUUGCGAGAUCAUAUGGAAAUGAAUUUACAUGUUAUAGAGAGUACUUGGUUAGAAAAUAAAGAAUUUCUAACUGGUAACACUAUGACCGUGGCAGAUAUAUUUGCUGCUUGCGAAAUCGAACAAACUCGCAUGGCUGAUUAUGAUGUGCGUAUUAAAUAUCCAAAAAUUCGUAGUUGGUUGAAACGCGUUCGUGCCGCCUGUAAUCCUCAUUAUGAUUAUGCCCAUCAAUUUGUAUAUAAAAUUUCUGGUACAACACCAAAUUCAAAAUUAUAAGAAGUAUGACUAAGUUUAAGGAAUCAACUUUAAUAAAGGUAAACUGUUUUCGUUAGUGCAAGAAGCCUUAUCUGAAAAACAACGUAUAUUGCUGAAAGAAUAUAUAUUGCAGGCGUUCUAGUUAAUGGAUAUUUGCC